Mycosarcoma maydis (corn smut) is the source of this 1710-nucleotide messenger RNA. RefSeq lists its product as uncharacterized. NCBI's taxonomy places the organism in Eukaryota, Fungi, Basidiomycota, Ustilaginomycetes, Ustilaginales. The record is from RefSeq and is a predicted model, not a curated record. The coding region runs from base 1 to 1710 and encodes 569 amino acids. Gene Ontology annotation, molecular function: heme binding; iron ion binding; oxidoreductase activity, acting on paired donors, with incorporation or reduction of molecular oxygen. The transcript has a single exon.
AUGCAGGUCAAACUAUCCAGCUCGUCGCUCGUGAGCGAGUCGGUGCUGGGCAAGCUCGCUGCCACCGCACACAGCCACAGACCUACCACGUUCAUCGGCUAUGUCGCUCUGGCCAUCGGCACGGUAGUGUUGCUCCUUGGUUUGCUCAUCACGUAUUCACUUGCAAAGAUGCUCUACAGAACCACGAUCUACCAUUACUAUAUUUCUCCGCUGCGACAUCUCCCCGGACCCGAUCCGAAACCCUUCCUCGGCAACGUGGAAGAGUUCGCCAAGAAGCCCGGCGCUGGUGCAGAGUUGGAUUGGUCGCGUAAGUACAACAAGGACGGCGUUUACCGUAGCACGUUCUUGUUUGGUCGCGAGGCGAUUCACUUCCACCGUCCCAAAGCCCUGCGUCAGAUCUUGGUCGAGGAUCCGUACACGUAUCCCAAGCCUGCGUUAGCAUGGAAGCUCCUCGGGCUCAUUGCAGGCUACGGUUUACUGACGGUGGAAGGUGAUACGCAUAGGAAGAUGAGGAAGACCAUGAACCCGGCAUUCUCGCUCACCAAUCUGAUCGAGCAGUUUCCUGUCUACUAUGCCAAGAUCUACCCGCUGGUGGACGUUCUGAAUCAGAAGGUGGAAGAGUCUCCCGAAGAGUCUGCGGUCAUUGAUUGCGACGCAUGGGUCAACAAGGCUUUGCUUGACAUUAUCUGUCUCACUGCGUUUGGAUACGAUGCCGACUCGGUCAACAACCCUAGCAAUGAGCUUGCUUCAGCCUAUCAUGCCGUGACGAGUAUGCAGAACGGCCGCAAUCAGGCGCGACUCAAUCUCUUGCUCAACCUACCUUUUGGCGACACGGUGCUCGACUGGGCUUCGGACACAAGCGGCUGGGACUGGUUCCUGAAGCGAUGCAAACCUGGCACGGCCUGGCAGACCUUCUUUCAGCUGCUCAACGGCAUGCACCGCAUCAAGAACGUAUCCAAAGAGAUUCUGUACAAGCAGCUCAAUUCAGGCGAGCGCGCCGCUCAAGGAGGACAGUUCAAGGCGAUCAUCGACAUUAUCGAAGAAUCCUACCUCACUGAGAAUGACGGCAAGCCCAAGAGUCUCAAACAGGCUGAACGUGAUAUGAUCACGCAGGUGCUGACGUUCCUCGGUGCGGGACAUGAGACCACUGCUUCCGGUGUCUCUUGGACGCUUUGGAAUCUGGCAACACACCAGGACAUUCAAGACAAGCUGCGAAAAGAGUGCAAGGGCUUGAUGGACCAAGACGAUCGACCGCCUUACUCGGCCAUCAAAGGUCUUGCCUACCUGGAUGCGGUGAUCAACGAAUCCAUGCGCAUCACACCCCCGGUCCCACGCACCAUACGAAUGGCCAGCAAAGCCUCUUACAUCGACGGCAUUUACAUCCCCAAAAACACUCUGCUACCCAUCUCGAACCGUGCCAUUAACAUGGAUCCCACCGUAUGGGGCGAGGACGCCGACGAGUUUAAACCUGAACGAUGGUUCAACCUGCCCGACAAGUACGACCGUACUUUCAGCAUGAUCACCUUCAUCGCCGGCGCUCAUGCCUGCAUCGGUCGAACCAUGAGCUACCUCGAAAUGAAGGCCGUCAUCUGCAUCCUCGUGUCCAACUUCAAGUUCGAACCUGUCUCCAAGGAUCAAAGCCCGAUCAUGGAUACCCUAAUCACCAUGAAACCCCAGGGCGGUCUCGAGCUCAGGGUCUCCAAGGUUUGA